Molecule: messenger RNA, 1185 nt
Organism: Mizuhopecten yessoensis (Yesso scallop)
Lineage: Eukaryota; Metazoa; Mollusca; Bivalvia; Pectinida; Pectinidae
Product: jacalin-related lectin 34-like
Exons: 1
Coding region: 1-1185 (394 amino acids)
Source: RefSeq, a predicted model, not a curated record
AUGGCACUCCUUCCUGUUGUGAUAGUCAUCACGCUGGUGUAUACCGUUUAUGGUCAUUUCCCUCUGGAGCCGAUCCCACAUGACCCUUACUGCCACCUACCGGGCCAUCACCAUGAUCACCAUGAUCACGGUCAUCACCACAUGCCGCACCUGCCUAUCCAAGCUCAUGACCACGCCCCAAUCAUGACUCCACCUAUUCAAGUAGUACACCAGGCCCCGAUACAUCAGCAUUUCGGUGCGUAUUCAGCACCAGUUCAAACCUCAUACAGUGCGAUCGCAGCGCCACUUCCGCCAACAUCGUUAAGUAUAUAUUCAGCACUUCCAAACGUUGCCAAUACGUAUUCUGCAUCAAUUUCAGUUCCUUAUAGCACAUAUUCUACAACCCUUCCAGCUGCUGUUAGCACGUAUUCAGCACCACUUCCGGAUCUUACCAGUACGUUUUCUGCACCUUUUUCAGUUCAUGGUAAUACAUAUGAUACAACACUUCCGGCUCCUGUAAGUACUUACUCAUCGAUUCCGGUUCCUUUCAAUACAUUUUCGGGAACGCAGGUGGCUCCUAUUCAUACUUAUUCAGGACCACCUAUUUCUCCAAUCAAUGCCAUUUCAUACCCGACUAUUAACUCUGGAUCCUACCAUUUAAAUUCAAUUCCGCCGAUUUCCACAUACAGUUACCCACCCUACCCUGGAAUCAAUGUCGGUUUACCCUCGGUCGGUACGGGUUUGACGCAGGCAGUCGGGACAUCCGGGAUCCUUCAGCCUGGAAUCUCUUCUCUUGGUACUGGAAUUCUGCCUGGGAUUUCGACUGGAUCAUCUGGGAUCCUUCAGUCUGGACUCUCGUCCCUUGGUAAUGGGAUUUUUCCUGGGAUUUCGUCUGGAUCAUCUGGGAUCCUUCAGCCUGGACUCUCGUCCCUUGGUACUGGCAUUCUACCUGGGAUUUCGUCUGGAUCAAUGCAAUCUAUUGGAUCAGGAGGGAUUUUCCCAUCCCUUGCUACCGGAUCUGGAGGGAUUUUCCCAUCCUUUGCAACGGGAACUGGAGGGUUUUUCCCAUCACUUACUACCGGGGCUGGUAUAGGGGCAAUAUCGAAUGUUGCAGGUUCUGGUGUAGCUGCAGGGACGGUUGGUUCCGAAGGACUCCUGCCGUCUGGAAACCAAUUUCUUCAGUCGCUCAGUAAUUCUUUAUUUUAA